AUGACCCUGACGGAGCAACAACUCAAGAUCAUCUCAGAGCGCCCGCUAACCAAUAUACUACAUCAGUAUCGAGAUAAGCUACGAAAUUUCGACGAGUGCGACCAAGCCUCACAGGAUGAGAUUGCCAAUUUCUUGUCUUCGUUAGUAGGCUCUCCGGCAGCUUUCAGCCUUCCGUCGCCAGAUGGAAGCGGUAAUGUGGCAGUAAAGCUCUUCUCUAUACAACAACAGGUGCAAGGAGGUGGACUGAAGCUGGAACAAUUCCGGCCCCUCGUCUCGUCCGUCGUGGCCAAUUCCCCUGAUCUCGACGUCUGGAAUACGAUCUUCAAGAUUAUCGAAACUCUCAGCCCCCUUACCCCCCCGCCAUCCAGCAUCGCCCCGACAUUCAAAGGCACACCUGUUAAGACCAGCUCGAGCCGACUUGCUGAUAGCGAAACGCGUGACAUUGUCGAAGGGGAGCUCUUUGAGGAAAUCAAAAACUGCACCUUUCGCAAUGUGAAGGGAUUCUGCGACAAGUUUUUCGAUCCUAAGUUCUGGCGCCAAGAACAGAAAGCGAUGCUGAGGGCGAUAAUGACAGCACACGACGGAAAGAUAUGGACAGAAUUCCCCCCCACUCCCGACGAAAAACUAGUUUGGGACUGGCUUUGGUCACUUGAAGAGCGCUUCUUAGCCGGUGCACCGCACAGGCUUCAUACCACAAGAACAGCCAACCAGUUUAAGGAACGGAAAGGCCAGAUGGAUGUCUUCUUGCAAACACCUGUCACAAACGCGAACGACACGUUUAAACAUAAACACGUCCUAGUAGUUGGAGAGCAAAAGAAGUCAAACGACACAGGCAGGUUUAAGGCGACUCUCCUCCAGCUCGCGCGCUAUGUGCGAGGCGUCUUUGCUGACCAGCCGACACGCCGGUUCGUGCACGCGUUCUCACUCUGCGCUUCCACGAUGGAGCUCUGGGUCUUCGACCGCUCUGGGCCUUACAGCUCGGGGCCAUUCGACAUUCAUGACGAGCCGGAUAAGUUUGCGCGUGCACUUGUGGGAUAUGCUACAAUGGAUGACGAUGCAAUGGGCCUUGACACCUUCAUCAAGCGAGGGGAUGCAUGUCGUCAUGUCAUACUGGACGACGCGAGCGGCAAUGCGAUGACGGUCAGGUUAGACAAAGCGAUGGUCAGGCAGCGGGCCAUUGUGUGUCGCGGAACUACGUGCUACGAGGCCCAAAACAGCCAGGUCGCGAAGUUCUCGUGGGCAUCGGAUAAGCGGAAGCUAGAGUCGGAACAACUAAGGUUGGCUGAACAACGGGGUGUCAAAGGAGUGGCCAGAGUCGUGGCGCAUCGCCAGAUCAUCACUAUUGCAGAGCUGCGGGAUGGACUGGAGUUCCCGAAGCAUCACAAGUUCCGAAGUGAGGCCAAUUUUUUGGAAGAUCUGCCGUCGGCCACCACAAGCGCGCACACACCGGAUCACAAGCGCAAAUCAUCCGACGAUGACGCCUCCGACAAGAUGUCAGGAUCCAAGAAGCGGCGGCCCAACAGUCAGAAGUCAAAGCUGUCCACGGAAUUCAAUGACCAGUUAUCGAUCGGCAAGGCUAAGCCGAGCCUGUACAAAACUGGCGAGGACCCAUGGGAGAACAGGAUUUAUUCCUGCCUCCUCGUCUCACCAGCCGGCCGUGUCAUCAGCGACUUUAGGACGAUCAAGGAACUGCUAGAGUCGAUGCGAGAUGCGAUUAGGGCACACCAGUCUCUCUACACCGUUGGCAACAUCCUACAUCGUGAUAUUUCCUCAAAUAACAUUAUUAUUACAAACCCCAAGACGGCGGAUGGCUUUAGGGGUAUGCUCAUUGAUCUUGACCUGGCGAAAGUGAGAGAUGGUGGGCCAAGUGGGGCGCGACACCAAACUGGCACGAUGCAGUUUAUGGCCAUCCAAGUGCUGCGGGGGGUCGAUCACACCUACCGUCAUGAUCUUGAGUCAUUCUUCUACGUUCUACUCUGGAUGUGUGCGCGCUGCUCGUGGUCCAUUAGGUUUAGUGGCGAGGGAAAACCGCCUCGGGAGAGCCUUCUUCGGAAAUGGGAGGUCGGAAGCUUCAGCGAUAUUGCAGAUGCCAAAGAAGGCCAUAUGACCGUAAAUGGACUUGAAAGGAUUAUGAACGAGUUCCCGGACGUGUUCCAUAUUGUUAAGCCUCUCUGUCUCAGGAUCAGGAGGAUUCUCUUUCCCUUAGAUAAGGACGAGAGGAUGAAUAUUGGCACGCCUGUAGGAACCCCAGACCAACUUUAUAACGACACAAUAGUGACUUAUGACGAAGCCAUUGCUAAGCUUUAG
Molecule: messenger RNA, 2307 nt
Organism: Metarhizium album ARSEF 1941
Lineage: Eukaryota; Fungi; Ascomycota; Sordariomycetes; Hypocreales; Clavicipitaceae
Product: serine/threonine-protein kinase Sgk2
Exons: 1
Coding region: 1-2307 (768 amino acids)
Biological process (GO): protein phosphorylation
Molecular function (GO): protein kinase activity; ATP binding
Source: RefSeq, a predicted model, not a curated record